CGGUUUCUUUUACUGAUAAUAAGGAUGUAUUUAUGUGCGCCUUAUCUCAUUUGUGACAACAAGAAAAUGUCAGCCAUGAGUGUGUUUUUCAGCUCAAUCUUUGUGUUCCUUGCCGCCGCUGUAACAAUUUCCGAGGCUACCAGCUGUACCUCAAAUGCCGACUGUCCACAUGACCAGUGUUGUGGGAGGCCCGUCCCCGAUAUCCUCGGUCUGUUCCAGUCAUGCCAAAGGUACAGCCUUGAGGGUGAAUCCUGUCAUGGUUCACUGAUCAGCGCAAGCUGCGACUGCGCACCGGGCCUUACGUGUGUGGAACAUACUGGUUUAUUUGCGCUCUUGCACACAAGUAAAGGCGUGUGCCGCAAAGAAGGCGAAACAACUACAGACGAAGGUCUCACUAUUUUUGGAAAAUGAAGGUUGUGAACUGGACAAUCAUUAAAAAGAAAAAA
Mercenaria mercenaria is the source of this 446-nucleotide messenger RNA. RefSeq lists its product as uncharacterized. Lineage: Eukaryota; Metazoa; Mollusca; Bivalvia; Venerida; Veneridae. The record is from RefSeq and is a predicted model, not a curated record. The transcript is spliced from 2 exons. The coding region runs from base 25 to 411 and encodes 128 amino acids.